Calypte anna (Anna's hummingbird) is the source of this 1520-nucleotide messenger RNA. It is a transcript of the gene F2R, whose product is annotated as coagulation factor II thrombin receptor. Gene Ontology annotation, molecular function: thrombin-activated receptor activity. The transcript has 2 exons. Gene Ontology annotation, biological process: phospholipase C-activating G protein-coupled receptor signaling pathway; positive regulation of blood coagulation; positive regulation of Rho protein signal transduction. The record is from RefSeq and is a predicted model, not a curated record. NCBI's taxonomy places the organism in Eukaryota, Metazoa, Chordata, Aves, Apodiformes, Trochilidae. Gene Ontology annotation, cellular component: membrane. Bases 205 to 1488 code for a protein of 427 amino acids.
ACCAAGCAUCCUCCGCCGGGGAGGUGGGGCAGGACGGCGCCGCCGCCUCCGCUGCCGCCGGAGGAAGGUUCGGCAGUCCGGGGCGGCCCUUCCCAGUCCCGGCAGCCCCAGCCCGCCGGCACUCGCCAGCCAUCGCGACUCGACCGCACUCCUGUCCCCCUGCGCUGUCCGGAGGGAGCCGCCCCCGCCCCGGGCGCGGUGGCCAUGGGGCCGCGGGUGCUGUCCGCUCUGCUCUGGGCCCUCUUCCUCCUGGGCUGCCCGUGCCCGCCGCCCGCCGCCGCCCGCCUGGACUCCCCAUAUAACAGCAGCAUACCCAGUGUCAGAAGUUUUGUAUUUAUUUUUCCAAGUCAGCAGGAUGACCCAAUACCUAUUGAAGGGGAUGCUGAAGAUGACUUGGAAGCUGGAUCAGGAGCCACCAAUCAGACUGCAUCAUUCCCACGUGAGCAACGAACAGUGUCAGUGGAAACAGCAAGAUACCUUACUAGUCCCUGGCUGACACAGUUUGUUCCUUCAGUUUACACCCUAGUGCUUGUGCUUAGUCUCCCCCUGAACAUUACAGCAAUAGUCGUGUUUCUGAAAAAAAUGAAAAUUGAAAAACCAGCUGUAAUAUACAUGCUGAACUUGGCCCUUGCAGAUGUCCUGUUUGUAAGCGUGCUUCCGUUCAAGAUUUCUUAUCACUUUUCUGGAAAUGACUGGGUUUUUGGACCUGGAAUGUGCCGUUUCAUCACUGCUGCCUUCUACUGUAACAUGUACUGUUCAGUAAUGCUUAUGACAAGCAUAAGUUUCGAUCGCUUCUUAGCAGUGGUGUAUCCCAUGCAGUCCCUCGGGUGGCGCACCUUACCCCGUGCCGCCCUGAUUUGUUUCAUCAUAUGGCUUGUAGCAGUAGCAGGGGUUAUGCCUUUCCUCAUCAGAGAGCAAACGAUGAAAAUACCCACGCUAAAUAUAACGACCUGCCACGAUGUGCUAGCAGAAUCUGAACUUCACGGCUAUUACGUUCAUUUCUUCUCAGUCUUCUCUGCUGUGUUUUUUGUAGUGCCAUUUAUAAUUUCAACUGUCUGUUACAUCUGUAUCAUUCGAUGUCUUAGUUCUUCUACCAUCGUUGCAAAACAAAAUAAGAAGACACGUGCCUUGUUUUUAUGUGUGGUUGUUUUUUCUGUUUUUGUUCUUUGCUUUGGACCAACAAAUGUCCUCCUAUUAAUUCACUAUAUCCAUUUUUCUUAUGACAAUAGCUUAGAGUAUCUCUACUUUGCCUAUCUACUCUGUGUUUGUAUCAGCAGCAUCAGCUGUUGCAUUGACCCCUUUAUUUACUACUAUGCUUCUUCUCAGUAUCAGAGACAACUUUUCAGUCUCUUCAGUUGUAAAAAGGCUUUUGAUCCUAACAGUAGCAACAGCACUGGCCAGUCAAUGUCUACUACAAGUAGAAGGGCUACGUGCUCUACUAAUGUGAAUAAUAGUGUCUACAGGAAAUUACUAGCAGUGCAUGCUUAAUUUUUAGGAAUUUUCAUGAAGAAAAAAAAAAA